AUGGCUCUCAAAAGUUGCGGUCGCCUUGUCGUGGCUCAGCUGUUGAACACAAGCAAACGAUGCCUCGCAACUGGACAAUCUAUUACGGUGCGAGAUGCGCUGAACCAAGCCAUGGAUGAAGAAAUCAAGAGGGACGACCGUGUAUUUCUGAUUGGAGAAGAAGUAGCUCAAUAUGAUGGAGCAUAUAAGGUUUCGAAAGGGCUUUGGAAGAAAUAUGGAGAUGAACGAAUAAUUGACACCCCGAUUACAGAGGCAGGAUUUACAGGUAUCUUAACACUAUCACUACCCAUAUUCAGCCAUAAGAUACGAGAACCGCCAUUGCGAUUGCUGGAACUAGACAUGGUGCUCGGCAGUCUCAAAAAGUGA
This is a messenger RNA of Haemonchus placei, 366 nucleotides long. NCBI's taxonomy places the organism in Eukaryota, Metazoa, Nematoda, Chromadorea, Rhabditida, Trichostrongylidae. The record is from the annotation of a GenBank genome assembly.